AUGUCGGACCGCACGCAUGCGGCGUUCUUCUAUGGCACUCUGAUGGCCGCUGAAGUCUUCUUCACGGUCUGCUAUCGAUUUUCCACAGAAAAUACAGCCCUAUUGAAGAGUCUUCACGAUUUCAAGCCGGCCGUCUUGCACGGUUAUUGCCGACGUCGGGUUCAAUAUGCAGACUACCCCGGUAUUACACCGGACCCGGAUCAUGAGGUUAGAGGGAUGUACGUGACGGGCUUGACGGAUGCCAACAUGCAUCAUCUCGACACCUUCGAGGGCAGCGAAUAUGACCGCAAAACAGUGAAAGUUCGCUUACUUUCGAAGGUCGGCGACGACAAGGGACGGGGUAACGUCGAAGGCGAGGAAGUCGAAUGCGAAGUAUACGUCUUCAAUAAUCCUGACCAGCUGGAAGAUCGAGAAUGGGACUUCGAGGAGUUCCGGACGGAGAAGAUGAAGAAAUGGACACGGGAAGAUUAUGGCUUCGAAGACACUGAUCAUCUUGCUCCCCAACCGGUCGGGAGCAACGAAAAGACAUCGGCUGUCUGA
Daldinia caldariorum is the source of this 540-nucleotide messenger RNA. RefSeq names its product BtrG-like protein. The transcript has 4 exons. The record is from RefSeq and is a predicted model, not a curated record. NCBI's taxonomy places the organism in Eukaryota, Fungi, Ascomycota, Sordariomycetes, Xylariales, Hypoxylaceae. The coding region runs from base 1 to 540 and encodes 179 amino acids.